AGGUACUACACGCUAGGCCAUAUACCUAGAAUACCGCGAGGCAGAGUGAGAGAGCGGUAGGGUACUUCUGUUGUACCCCGAAACGGAUACCGUUUACAAAAGUUGCGGCAAAUCCGCGCAAAACGGAAAAAUAUUCAUAUCAGUCCGGUACUGUCGCGCUCUAGAGAUUGGUCGUACCCAUAGUAUGUCACCAUCUCUUAUAUUAAUUCAAUUUUUCUGUUAAGAAAAAUAAUUUUUUUUUGUAUUUGGUUUCGUUCGAAAAAAGUAGUACCAAAAAAUUAUUUUGGCUGUGUUCUGUGAUUUGAAUUUUUCUGGAGAAGAAAUGGAUCAAUUCAAGAACAUUUUUGUGGAGGAAACUCAAUUUUGGUUGAACGUGUCGCAGUACCCAAACACCACUGUUAAGGACAUUCCAUUUUUGGCCAGAGUCUUAGCAGAAAGAUACGGAGAUGUAUAUCAAAACACUUUGGAGAAAAUGGGGGACCCUAGAACGUCAAAAUGGCCGCUGAUAGAGAGCCCCAUACCCACAUUACUCAUGGUACUGACAUAUCUCUACGUCAUCCUAUGGAUGGGACCCAGGAUGAUGGCCAACAGAAAACCGUUCAAGCUGAAAAAUAUCCUUAUAGUGUAUAACGGUGCCCAAGUUUUGAUGAGCUUGUACAUGAUGUACGAGCACUUAGCUAGUGGAUGGUUUUGGGACUACAGUUUUAAAUGUCAACCUGUCGACUAUACCAAUAACGAGAAAGCUAUCAGGAUGGCCAGACUAUGCUACAUCUACUACCUAUCCAAACUUACUGAAUUUGCCGACACUGUAUUCUUCGUCCUCAGAAAGAAAGACAGUCAAGUCAGCUUUUUACACGUGUACCAUCACAGUCUCACGCCCAUAGAGACCUGGUUCUUGGUUAGGUUCAUUGCCGGUGGACAUGGAACUUUUUCAAACUUGAUCAACAACUUUGUUCAUGUUAUUCUGUACUUUUACUACAUGGUUGCAGCAAUGGGUCCACAGUACCACAAAUAUUUGUGGUGGAAGAAACACCUAACUCACAUUCAGCUGAUUCAGUUCGUAAUGGUGUUCAUACAUUCAGCACAGCUGCUCUAUACUGACUGCGGGUACCCACAGAUCAUGGGUACCAUCUUGCUGGUACACUCGACCAUAUUUUUCGCUCUAUUCUCGAACUUCUACUACCAGGCUUUCAUCAAGCCGAAGAAAAUGGAGACUGCCAAGGCGCUGAAGACCGAAUAAUAGAAGAAAUGUCUGAUUUUUCUAGUUUAAUUAUUAUUAAAAACGCUCAAUCUUGUCAAUGGAAUUAUAGACUAUACAUUUGUGGCGUUUAGGUACCGGUAUGAUCGAAAAAAAAUCGUUACAGUGGCUUUUGAUUAUAACUGACAUACAAACUGACUUAGUUUUUAAUAAGUGACAUGUUGGGAUCGAAAUAGCAAAAAUUAUCAUCGAUUGUCGUAUGUAAAAGGUUACUGUGACGCCGUUUUCUUUAUCGAUCAUAUGAUAAAUGAGUAUGCCUAUGUACCUUCGUAGAGAGUUUACUACACUGACAAAAACUUUUGGGAAUAUCGAUUUGUACCCAAAAAAAUCUACAAGGAUACAAAUUGCUCAGUGGUGAUAUUCCUAGAAGAUCUGAGUUAUAGUAGAAUAUUAUUCUGGCAUAGUAGAAUGAAGUCAAAAACCUUGUUUUUUUGAUUCAUUGCAAUUCUGAGCUGCUGAGAUUUAUUCUUAAUUUAUUUUUCUCGUAUUCUCAUUUUCUGAGUGAUAAAAAAUAAUUUUUAUAUACAUUUAACAAAAUUCUGACCUGUAUAAUCUCUAUACAGGAUGUCCGCUUCAAUAAAUUACACUAUAGUUCAUAUCAAAUAUACUUUUAGUCACGUGAUUAAGCCUGUCCGUCACAGCGUUGCCUACUUUUGCAUAUUUUCUUUGAAUCAAAAUAUUUUAAGAAACAAAAAUAAAUUAACUAUAAAUAUACAGUGGUGGCCAAAAGUAUGGAAACUUUUUUAAUUUGUCAUUUAUGCUAAGAAAUUAA
Molecule: messenger RNA, 2030 nt
Organism: Sitophilus oryzae (rice weevil)
Lineage: Eukaryota; Metazoa; Arthropoda; Insecta; Coleoptera; Curculionidae
Product: elongation of very long chain fatty acids protein AAEL008004-like
Exons: 7
Coding region: 323-1240 (305 amino acids)
Biological process (GO): fatty acid elongation, saturated fatty acid; fatty acid elongation, polyunsaturated fatty acid; fatty acid elongation, monounsaturated fatty acid
Cellular component (GO): endoplasmic reticulum membrane
Molecular function (GO): fatty acid elongase activity
Source: RefSeq, a predicted model, not a curated record